Molecule: messenger RNA, 1292 nt
Organism: Dermacentor silvarum
Lineage: Eukaryota; Metazoa; Arthropoda; Arachnida; Ixodida; Ixodidae
Gene: Oscillin
Product: glucosamine-6-phosphate isomerase 2
Exons: 6
Coding region: 234-1085 (283 amino acids)
Biological process (GO): carbohydrate metabolic process; D-glucosamine catabolic process; N-acetylneuraminate catabolic process
Cellular component (GO): cytoplasm
Molecular function (GO): glucosamine-6-phosphate deaminase activity; identical protein binding
Source: RefSeq, a predicted model, not a curated record
CCAUCAAAGUGGCAUGAUGAAAUCGCAAUCGGUAGAUAGUAUAUCUAGUAGUGCUGGUUAAACACAGGAAAAGCACAUGGGUGAUUGUGCGUGGAGUGGCACGAUAAGAGCUAUCAUUGAGGGUGUGCGAUAGUAGAUACUGCCCAAAAUGCCCGGCAUUAGAUCUAACGCAAGUAGUUGGAAGGCGGUCGAACCGCUGCCGUUGCUGACUGCAGCAUUGCGCUCGUUCCAAUAUGAGGCUGGUUAUCCUUGAAGAUGACGGCGAAGUGGCUGACUGGGCGGCCAAAUAUAUUAGGAAACGCAUUCAGGAUUUCAACCCAGGUCCAGACAAAUAUUUCGUCUUGGGGCUACCUACAGGGAGCACGCCUCUGAGUUGCUACAAAAAGUUGAUUGAAUUUUAUAAUCAGAAGACUGUUUCAUUUCGAUAUGUGAAAACUUUCAACAUGGACGAGUAUGUAGGGCUGCCGCGAGACCAUCCAGAGAGCUACCACUCGUACAUGUGGAACAAUUUCUUCAAGCAUAUAGACAUUUUGCCUGAGAAUGCCCAUAUUUUGGAUGGAAAUGCGGCUGACCUGAAUGCUGAAUGCGAUAGGUUUGAACAGCUGAUCUCUGAAUCUGGAGGAGUGGACCUCUUUGUUGGAGGCAUUGGCCCGGAUGGACACAUCGCCUUCAACGAGCCCGGUUCAAGUCUUGUAUCUCGGACACGAGUGAAGACCCUCGCCAAAGACACAAUAAUAGCAAAUGCCCGUUUCUUUGGAAAUGACUUGACCAAGGUUCCCAAGGAAGCAUUGACCGUUGGCGUGGGCACUGUGAUGGAUGCACGUGAGGUCAUGAUACUUAUUGUUGGCGGGCACAAGGCAUUUGCCUUGUAUAAGGCAGUCGAGGAGGGUGUCAAUCACAUGUGGACUGUGUCUGCAUUCCAAAUGCACCCCCGGACAAUCAUAGUCUGUGAUGAAGAUGCAACCAAUGAACUGCGUGUGAAGACUGUGAAAUACUUCAAGGGCCUGAUGCAUGUGCAUAACCAGCUAAUUGAUGAUAAGGAGGAUGUCAAGACUGACGACGAGAAGAAGGCUGACCAGCAGUGAACAAUGUUCACCAUAGACAAUAUUUGCAUAUGUUGCACCACAACUCCGGGAUUAUAUAAUGGUGUUCCAUGUGAUGGACACUGGCACGUUAGUGCGUACAACAACACUAUUUACUAAGGAAUAGAGUGUUAAUGUAUCUUUGUUAAUCUUGCCCGAGAUAUUGUAUCACUUUAUUAAAUGCAUAUAAACUGGUUUUUGCCACAUUGA